UUUCCGCUCGGUAAACCGUUCAAGACGGAGGACUCAACCCUUCUAGUGAUGAUUAUGCUACUGAUAUCUUCUUUUGUGCUUACAGGCAGCAUAGUGUAAGGCAUGUCAUGCUGGCAUGUCCCGGCAUCAUUCGGGAUGCCUCUUGACGAGAUCGGGCUUGUUGACGGUCUUCGUCCAAUCUUCGGAUCGGAAUACAGUCGUUCAAACUCUUGUCGCCAAUGUGCAUCACCUGAUCAACAUCAAUUGGCCGAAGCGACGACCUCAAACAUGGCGGUCAGGUUGAAUGACUAUCCUGGCCAAAUGGAUCGAGUGAGCCGGGCGGACUGCGGGCGUAGAGUUUGCUGCACUGAGCAAUGCCUCUAGAUCAACGCCGGCAU
This is a messenger RNA of Baudoinia panamericana UAMH 10762, 377 nucleotides long. RefSeq lists its product as uncharacterized. Bases 103 to 363 code for a protein of 86 amino acids. Lineage: Eukaryota; Fungi; Ascomycota; Dothideomycetes; Mycosphaerellales; Teratosphaeriaceae. The record is from RefSeq and is a predicted model, not a curated record. The transcript has a single exon.